AUGAUUCAUGAAGACAAUCAGUCAUGUAUCAAGAUGACGAAGAACCCAGUCAACCACGGCCGUGCCAAGCACAUUGAUAUCAAGUACCAUCACAUCCGUGAUGAGGUCAAGCGCGGUGAAGUGAAACUCAAGUACUGUGAAACUGCGGUGAUGUUAGCGGACAUCAUGACGAAGGGACUUCACAGUCCACGCCACAAGGAGAUGACGGCGGCUCUCGGAAUCUGUGCGUGUUCGCAUCGAGGGGGCGUGUUGACGGUCAUCGGUUUCCUACCAGUAUUGGUAACCUUGACUAGCCCAAUCCAAACCGCCUGUUCAGCUUAG
Molecule: messenger RNA, 321 nt
Organism: Peronospora matthiolae
Lineage: Eukaryota; Oomycota; Peronosporomycetes; Peronosporales; Peronosporaceae
Source: the annotation of a GenBank genome assembly